UUGAAGAAAAAGGGGGACUGUUUUGUUGGGUUUCAUUUUAUUUUUUUUUUUGUCUGCUUUAUAUUAUACCCACUUCUUCAGCUGCAGGACCUUUAAGCAGUGAGGAAGGUGCGUCAGGAGACCGUCGAGCAGUAAUUUGACUAUCAUUAGUGUAUGGAAAAUGAGCACGCCAGGACACUUUCAUAGGAGUUAUUCAAAGGAGAUUUUGAAGGAGAGCUGUUUCAUUACAGUCUAAUGGAUCACCGAACUGUUUUGCUGGUGUUUCUCUGCUUUCUGGUCACUGUGCGCUCAGAAGUGCAGAAAGAUUUUUCACCCGAAUGCCGUGAAUUUAUGUACAUGGGCACCGCCCCACGGGGUCUGGAGAACCGCUCACUCAAAAAGAUCUGUCAGCGUUAUAACGGCAAGCCUCGGUAUGUCACUCUGUAUGAUGUCGUGGAUCACAUCCCGGUGUAUUCCGCCUACACUUUCAAACGCUCCGAUGGCUUCAAGAAGGUUGAUGUUCCUUGGAUGUUCGAGCCUCAGCUCUCCACAUCAUCAGAAUCUGGUGAGAUGCAGCCAUUUCCUCCCAGCGAUUUCCACGACAGUUUUUCAGACGCCCAGGCCGUCUUGGAAGACUACUCAAACAUUGUCAAUUUCGAACGAGGCCAUUUGAACCCCGACGAGCACCAGGCUCACCCCGACGACAAGGCAGCCACUUACACCCUCACCAAUGUGGUCCCACAGGUCCGCGAAUUCAACGUGGGCUACUGGAAACAACACGAGCACAUCAUCCGCCGUCGACUCAACAACUACUGCCGCGGUAAGGCGUACAUAGUCACCGGAGUCACCACAUCUGGUAGGAUGAUCCGUAGACACAACAUCGACCGAGUGGCCGUUCCUACCUACCUGUGGUCAGCAUACUGCUGCGUAGAUUACGAUCACAAUGCCCCGUUCGAUGAGCGAUCCAAAUUCCCGGCCUUCGCAGCCUAUGGGCUCAACGAGAAAGAAGGAGCGGAGGUCAUCGAGAUGUCUAUAAAGCAGCUGGAAGAUUUUUUGAAGAAGAACACCUUUGUGGACAAGAGGUUUCAGAUUUUCUUUGGAAACUGUGAGCCUAAUGAUUCCAUAAUGGCAGUCAAGACUUAGGUCUUAGAUCUUUCCAGAUCUUUCAAUGGUCAGAAUUGUGUUCUGUAGAAAGAAUAUUCUGCCAUAUGCUCUUAAAUAAAGAUGACAAUUCGAUUUUAAAACCUAAUGACACAGAAAAGCCAUUUUAGAUUCCAGUGAAAACAUUCUUUAGUUCAUCACAAAGCAAUUUUUGCAUCUACACUACUGUUUAAAAGUUUAGGUUCAGUAGGUGUUUUGAAAGAAGUCUAUUGUUGUUUACCAAGGCUGCAUUUAUUUGAUGAAAGUUACAGGAAAGCAGUAAUAUUGUGUAAUGUUAUUACAACUCAAAAUGUUUGUUUUCUAUUUUAAUAUAUUUUAAAACUAAAAUUUUCAUUAGCUGUUUUCAGUGUCACAUGAUCCUUUCAUCAUUUUAAUAUGCUAAUUUGGCACUCACGAAACAUUUCUUAUUAUUAUCAAUGUUGAAUGUUACUAUUUUUUGGAAACCAUUAUCAUUUUUUUUUUUUAAUUAGAAAUUUUGUAACAUUAUAAAUGUCUUUUCUGUCACUUUUGAUGGAUUUAAUGCACCCUUGCUACAUAAAAUACUUUUAUUAAAUACUAACUAAAUGAGUGAAUUAAUAAAUAAAUAACGGACCCCAAACGUUUGAUUGGUGGUAUAUGUGAUUUGAAGAAACUAGAAACCAAUACAUUGAUCUGAAUACAAAAAACACUGAAAAACCUUAAUUUUUAUGUGUGUACUGAACAUGAUUUAAGCAUCAGAACCUGAAGAAUAUUCCUUAAGAUGCAUUUUACUUAACUGUGUAUGAUUGCAGAUGAAAAUUAAAAUAAUUGGAUAUAACACUAUUCACUUUUUGUCUGUUUUUUUUUUUUUUGUUUGUUUGUUUAAUUUGAAGAGUAAACAUCUGUAUCCAUUUUUUAGCCUUGACUGGUAGAAUGAAGUUCCAACUUAAGUUUCAGAAAUAUAUUAUAUCUUCUAAUUAAGAAUAUUUAUCCACGAGAGGACUAAAAAGAGUAAUGAAAUGAGAGAGAUUUAAUGACUAUAAUCAUCUGGGGCCUUAAAGGUUUUAUUAGGUCCAUUAACUUCUUUAUAAAACUGCAACAACUAAAUCUUUUCUCACUUGGUAAGCAUGUUUACUGUGAUUUGUCUGAAUACUGUAACUCUUCUAAAAUAAAA
Molecule: messenger RNA, 2272 nt
Organism: Labeo rohita (rohu)
Lineage: Eukaryota; Metazoa; Chordata; Actinopteri; Cypriniformes; Cyprinidae
Exons: 2
Coding region: 235-1122 (295 amino acids)
Molecular function (GO): nucleic acid binding; metal ion binding; hydrolase activity
Source: RefSeq, a predicted model, not a curated record